Leptinotarsa decemlineata (Colorado potato beetle) is the source of this 307-nucleotide messenger RNA. Its product is annotated as glucose dehydrogenase [FAD, quinone]. Lineage: Eukaryota; Metazoa; Arthropoda; Insecta; Coleoptera; Chrysomelidae. The record is from RefSeq and is a predicted model, not a curated record. Gene Ontology annotation, molecular function: oxidoreductase activity, acting on CH-OH group of donors; flavin adenine dinucleotide binding.
AUGUCUUUGGUGGAUGCUAUCAUCAGAAGCAUGUGCGACUUGAAUGAUCCCUGUCGUAGAGUAGAUCCGAUAACUUUACCAGACCUGGAGUACGACUAUAUUGUUGUUGGAGGCGGAAGUGGGGGAUCUACGGUUGCAGGAAGAUUAGCUGAAAGUAGGAGAGGAAAGGUGUUGGUAAUUGAAGCAGGAAUUGAAGAACCAACUGUCAUGCAAAUACCCAGCAUGGUUAUGGCUUUUGGGACAAAUGAAGAAGUAGAUUGGGGUUACAAGACUGAACCGGAACCACUUGCAUGUCGAGGUAUUUGUC